UCACUGUUCUUCCUUCGCGCACGUUCCACCAUUUAUGCAGAUCAACGCACGCUACAGGCUCGUUCACGCUUUGCCGCUUUGCUUUAACUGCUUGGUUAAUUCCUUUUGCUUCUCGAGAACGGUGAGAUUUUCGAUCUGCCGCAUCCUCUGUCUUUCCAAGUCCUUGAUGACGCCCUCGUGGAGUUGCAAGCGGUCCACUUCUUGCCGAUAAUGCACGUAGAAUACGAUACCCAAGCUCGCCGCUACAGAUGUGGCGAGACACACCUUCGCCAUCGUCGACAUGAUACUUUCUGGACACAGGUAGGUUCCCGACACGGUGAAUUCACGCGUCAACGCGCGCGACCGUCGGGCGGCAGCACGUUCACUUCACACAGUCAUGAAAUAAAGCUCCGAAACGCCGACCACACGUGCUUACGCGCAGCGUUCGGCGACGAAUUAUUCAAGGCUUGAUUGGCGGAGGGCCGCUAAACAAACCACCAGGGGGAUGAAACGCUGGACGAUCAAUGGCGGAAGCAUCAUUUCCGAAACGAACGGCUCGGGUUAAAAGUUUUAACCGACAGAAAUCGUCCUUUUCGGCGUUUUCGGCAUGGCUGCGCCGUCGUCGUUGCUGCUUGCCUUCAAAGCAAAGAUUGAAGAGUCGGUAGCACUGGUUCCUGACAUGGGGGCCGAAGAAAAGCUGAAAGCUGUACAGUUCUGGAACGUGGUUUCGGAGAGGCUACAACAGAUUGUGAAUGACAGUGCCGCUGACAUCAACGCGUUGGCACUCAACAUGCACGGCGAGGACAUCAAUGUGGCUUCACUUCACGAUGAACAACAAUCACAUGCAAAAAUGGCACAGCCUUACAUUGAAGCACAUGGAUACAGUUCUGAAAACCUUUAUGCAGAAGCUGCCGAGGAGUUCGAUGUCACGGCCACGUCAGAAGGCCACCAGCAGGAGCUCCUGGCAUUGUCCGCUGAGCUUGAACAAGUUGGUUCGUCGCAGCCAUCUACGCAGGGCAACUUCAAUGGCGUCUCUCUCGAACAGGAAAGCCUUGACGUGUCAGAAGGGCCGCUUCCCAAGGACUCUACGGUGCUCCUCAUUUCAACCCAGGCGGAGGACUGCCCAACAGAUGCCACAUUUGAUGUCGCGCAUCAGCAGAGUCACGAUCCCGAGGUUUUAUCGCAGCAUGAGUACGGCCAAAACAGCAGCCUGGUUCUUCAGAUGCCGGCAAAGUCGUCGAACUUGGCACCGAACAAGGACAACUCCGAGCAGUGGCAGUCUUGUUCAGAAUACGCUGCCAAGCCAAAGUUUCAGAGAAAACGACGUCCUUCAACGAGAAAAAUGAACACUAAAAACUCUGCUAAGAAGGCUACAGGCAGCAAGAAAGCUGCGGGAGUGCCAGUUGCCACCGAUCAGACGUCUUCUAGCACAGCAUCAAAUAUUCAGCUUGAAAGCACUCAGGGCAUUGAAACAACCGAAGUGAUUGUGAUCCAGACUCGGAAAAAGCCCAAGAAAUCCAAAGAAGAAAAGGACAGGCAGUGCAAGGUCUGUCUGAAGGAGCUGCCCAACAAUUCUUCAUUGACAACCCACAUGUGGACCCAUGAACGGCCGUUUGCCUGUGCUGAAUGCAACGCUCGUUUCUCCACAAAAAACAACUUAGUGGUUCACCAGAGGACUCACUCGGGUGAAAAGCCGUAUGCCUGCGACGAAUGCAAUGCCUGCUUCUCAACACGAGGCAACCUCAAGCGGCACGUCAAGAUGCACACAGGUGUCAAGCCCUGGAAGUGCAGCCACUGUGAGCAGUGCUUUACAGAGAAGAAGACCUUGGUCGCCCACAUGCGGCGGCACACUGGCGAGAAGCCUUACGAGUGUGAGGUGUGCCAGCGGCGGUUUGCCCAGUCAGGUGUCCUGCGCAUGCACAUGGCCGUGCACUUGGGCCAAAAAUCGCACCUGUGUGAGCACUGCGGCAAGGCGUUUCGGCAGCGCUCACAGCUGCACCUGCACAUGCAGCGGCACCAGGGGAUGCGACGCUACUCCUGCGACUCCUGCCCCUCGAAGUUUCUCACCAAGGCUGACAUGAUGCGUCACGAACGGACACACACGGGGGAACGCCCUUAUGCGUGCAGCAUCUGUGGAAAGAAAUUCACUCGGCAACAGUCGCUCAAUGAGCACACCAACCGUCACUACGGCAUCAAGCCUUAUGAGUGCAAGUACUGUGACAAGACAUUUGCAGAGAUGUCAGCAUGUUAUAAGCAUAUCAAGCUUCACUCCAAAACUGAGAAUGGGGAGAAUAAUGAGAGUGCUCAGGACACCGUAAAAAUGGCGGAGAGCCACAUUCCAUCACUCCCCGAGACUGCUUUGCAGAUUGCAGGAAGUAUGCGGUCAGCAACUUCAACUGAUGAAUCUGGCAGGAUAGAGCCGAUAGUAACGUCCGAGGCUAUAAACAGGCACGUAGUACCAGGUGUCACUGAAACCGUGGUUUCACAUGAGGCCGCCAUGUCUGGAACGGCACAUGCAACUUGUGUGGGUCGCUCGCCCGAGUUCUCUGCCAUGGAUUUACUAGCUACCGCUUCAGGCUUUUAGUGCUGCCAUUUGAAGCGAGUGGAGUGUGACUGCUUUGGUGUGUAUAUGUGUGUGUGUGCGUACGCUUGCGACCUUCAAGAACAUUUGAUUUUAUUUACAAGACACUCGGUGUGUUGAAAGCUACAGACACAAGUAAGUACUAAUUGGCAGAGCCAACAUGGCAUAUUGGUAUUGUAUAUAUGUGUUAAUGACUUCGUAAUAUAGCGUGGUGGCCUGCUUGUGAUAUCUGUUUUCUCCAUGCUCAGAAACAUACGAGUUGCUUUAUAUAGGUUCAGCUUACAGAAGUUUAUAUCAGUUGAAUCAAUGCAAUGAGCAUGCAAGUGAUUAAAGAAAACACAAAGAACAUGGGUAGAAUCUCAUUUGUGUUUGGUCAUGGUUCGGUUUUUCUGUGUUUUCCUUCUGUUCACGUGAUAAACCAGAAGCUGCAUUUUUGAUGACAACAGCUGCCUCGUGGCAAAACAGAGCAAUACCAACUUUGAAUAUAUUACAAGGACGAUGAGACCGGCAAGAGUGAAGUUGUUCAGUGCAAUCGGUGAAUAUGCUUCCUUGUCCACGUUUUCUACAUAAGUUGUAAAUUAAACAUUUUUUUUUCUUCUGGCUGCUUUUGUCUUACCACUGCCUGGAUGCUCCUUGCCCAGUUCAUUGGGCCUCGCGUCACUCUACCCAAGAGACCCCGGGGCUUCUCGUAACAAUUGUUUCGGCCAACAUCGUGCUGCCAAAAAAAGAACACUGGUGGCGGUCACUCGACAGCUGAGAAGUCCACACACCUGUACACUGAUUGCAGCAAAUAACUUUAGUCUUGCCAGUCUUGUCGUCCUUGUGUUAUAGUCAGAGUUAGUAUUGCUCUGUUAUUCAUGUAAUAUGUGUGAUCAUUUUUGCAUCCUCACUUGAUGUCUAGUCAGCUGCGUUUAUGUAGUAGCACUAGUUUGUUUGAGCAUUCCAUGUCAUACAUGCUUUUAUUGUGCUAGCCGUGUUGGUACCUGGGCAUUUUAAUCUUGAUCUAACAAUGCUACUGGCAGCCACAAAGUUCUUCAGUCAUAAUUUAAACAAAAUUGACAGAACCCACGUACAGUGGGAAUCGAUGAUAUCCAAAACAGGAAUGAAUAAGGUU
Messenger RNA from Rhipicephalus microplus (southern cattle tick), 3674 nucleotides. RefSeq lists its product as uncharacterized. Lineage: Eukaryota; Metazoa; Arthropoda; Arachnida; Ixodida; Ixodidae. The record is from RefSeq and is a predicted model, not a curated record. Gene Ontology annotation, biological process: regulation of DNA-templated transcription. Gene Ontology annotation, molecular function: DNA-binding transcription factor activity, RNA polymerase II-specific; RNA polymerase II cis-regulatory region sequence-specific DNA binding.